Melampsora larici-populina 98AG31 is the source of this 813-nucleotide messenger RNA. RefSeq lists its product as uncharacterized. The record is from RefSeq and is a predicted model, not a curated record. The transcript is spliced from 4 exons. The coding region runs from base 1 to 813 and encodes 270 amino acids. Lineage: Eukaryota; Fungi; Basidiomycota; Pucciniomycetes; Pucciniales; Melampsoraceae.
AUGUGCCCGGGUUACAGUGGAAAUCUCAGUGAGAUCUGGCCCAAUGUCUCGAUUUUGUUGAUGUAUAUGUUAACUCUCAAGUUGACGGCCAUCGAAUCAUCAUCCAGGCCUGUAUCGUCUCCCAUUUGGCGAAAUCUUCUACGACCCGUUCCCUAUAGUUUUCAUUUGCCCAUGUCAGGAUCACAGUGGAGACCACAUGAGGCGACGCCACUGAUCAUGCGUUUAACUGGCGUUAUAUCGUUACACAAUGAAUACUCAUGUAGAGCUCAGGUUUAUUUGAAAGGCAGCGGCAAUCAUUGGCAUCGGUGCUUCGAAGUUGAGACCACUAAUCCUCUUACACGCCGUUUCCCGUCAAGUUUUCUUCUGAACAUCCACGACGAAUACGGCUUUGAGGAAGGUACAAUUGUUACCUUCGAGGGUGACUUCAUUGCUUUGAACGACGGGUCUCAGUCAAUGGUUAUCCGGCCCAAUCCUAUUCAGACGAUGUCGAUUUCCUCAAUCUCAGAAUUAUGGUCACACUUAAAUAUUGUCAAAGUCUUCAGUCGAGGACGUGUACAAGCACACAAUGUUACAGAAGGACAUUGGGACAAUUUAUUAGUCGAACACAACGUGUAUGUGACCCACCUGGAUAGAUGGGUAGAGUUCACGGCAAUCUACGUAGACAUUGGCAAUAUUGUAAUUUCAGCAUUUCAAGGAUCAUUAUUAGGCGCAACGUUCGCCUUUCGUGGUACUCUUCUAGAAUUCUGUGAUAUGGGCCACAUGUGGGCAGUACACGUUACAGAAAUUAUUGCAGAAGAGAGCCAUUCUUCGUAG